AUGAUUUCUACUAGUGAAAAUGUCAAAGUAGAAAAAUAUGAAAUCGAGAAGUUUAAUGGGAAAAAUUUGUUUAUAUCACAGAAAUUGCACAAGGCACUGGCGAAAAAAGAGAAAAAGCCAGAGGAUAUGAAGGAUGAGGAUUGGGAAGAAUUAGAUCUUGAAGUUCGGGCUGCAACAAUCUUAUGCCUUGAGAGGGAUGUGGCUUUCUUGGUGAAUGAAGAAGCAACUGCAGCAGACGAUAUAGAUGUGAAGAUUGAUGAUGAGGAUCAGGCACUCAUAUUAUUACUUUCAUUACCGAAGUCCUAUGAAAAUCUGGUGCAGACUUUGAUGCUGGUGGGUGACACUCUGACCAUGGAUGAGACGAGGACAUCACUUUUAGUGGAUGAUAUACGUAAAUUUGCUACAAGUGUAAUGUCAUCUUCAAAUGGAAGAGAGCGUAAGAAGGGGGUUGGGGUAGAGAGGUGGCUGGGGGUGGUGGAAGUGGCGUUCGGCGCGGCGGCUGGCGGUGGGGUUGGAGGGGAGAAGAGGGGUGGUGUUGCUAGUGGAAGGGGGGUUGUGGUUGGGACGGUUGGCGGCGGUGGGUGGUGGCGCGGAGGAGCAGUGGCGGAGGAGGGGGGAAAGGGAAGAAAGAAGAAAGAAGAGAAGAAUGGGGGAGGGGGUGGUGCGGCGGUGGGGUCUGGGUGGUUGACGGGGGACGGCGGUGGUCGGAGAUGGUGGUUGGGUGGUUGUUGUGAUCGGAGAAGAAGAGAGGGAGGAGAGGGUUUCAGGGGGGCUGCGCGAAUGUAG
Messenger RNA from Arachis ipaensis, 786 nucleotides. Lineage: Eukaryota; Viridiplantae; Streptophyta; Magnoliopsida; Fabales; Fabaceae. The record is from RefSeq and is a predicted model, not a curated record.